Messenger RNA from Eubalaena glacialis (North Atlantic right whale), 6335 nucleotides. RefSeq names its product PR/SET domain 2 (gene PRDM2). The coding region runs from base 100 to 5241 and encodes 1713 amino acids. Gene Ontology annotation, molecular function: histone methyltransferase activity; DNA-binding transcription factor activity, RNA polymerase II-specific; protein binding. The transcript has 10 exons. Gene Ontology annotation, biological process: regulation of transcription by RNA polymerase II. The record is from RefSeq and is a predicted model, not a curated record. Lineage: Eukaryota; Metazoa; Chordata; Mammalia; Artiodactyla; Balaenidae. Gene Ontology annotation, cellular component: nucleus.
CGGCGCUGUGAGGCGCGGGGCGCGGCGGGCGCAGGGCUCAUGUAAUCAAAGAAGUUUCUUUGUUGUGUGUAUCUUUUCAGAACACAACAGGAAUUGAAAAUGAAUCAGAACGCUGAACCUGUGGCAGCCGCCGAGACCCUGGCCGAGGUGCCUGAACAUGUGCUUCGAGGCCUUCCAGAGGAAGUGAGGCUUUUCCCAUCUGCUGUUGACAAGACUCGGGUUGGUGUCUGGGCCACUAAGCCAAUUUUAAAAGGCAAAAAGUUUGGGCCAUUUGUUGGUGAUAAGAAAAAAAGAUCUCAGGUUAAGAAUAAUGUAUACAUGUGGGAGGUCUAUUACCCAAAUUUGGGAUGGAUGUGCAUUGAUGCCACCGAUCCAGAGAAGGGGAACUGGCUGCGCUAUGUGAAUUGGGCUUGCUCAGGAGAAGAGCAAAAUUUAUUUCCACUGGAAAUCAACAGGGCCAUUUACUAUAAAACUUUAAAGCCAAUCGCGCCGGGCGAGGAGCUCCUGGUCUGGUACAAUGGGGAAGACAACCCCGAGAUAGCAGCUGCGAUUGAGGAAGAGCGAGCCAGCGCCCGGAGCAAGCGGAGCUCCCCGAAAAGCAGGAAAGGGAAGAAAAAAUCCCAAGAAAAUAAAAACAAAGCAAACAAAACUGAAGACAUACAGCUGAAGGCAAGUGAGCCAGAUUCCACCUCUGCAAAUAUGAGAGAUUCUGUGGAAGGCCCCAGAGACGAAGACGAGAAGCCUUCCGCUUCCGCCGCCGAGCAGACGGCCGCCCUUCAGGAGGUGGUGAGUCAGGAUGUGCCUCCGGAGCUCGCCCUCCCGCCCCCUGCCCAGGUCCCCCAGGCGGGACCAGCCGCAGAGCUGGAAGCAGCACGUAGUGAGGCGAACGACAUGGAGGAGGAAGAGGAGGAGGAGGAGGAGGGGGAGGAGGAGGAGGAGGAGGAGGAGGAGGAGGAGGAGGAGUUGGACGAAGAGGAGGAGGAAGCAGCUGACGUGCCAGAUGAAAGCUCCACGAAAGAGCCGGAGAUACGAUGUGAUGAGAAGCCAGAGGAUUUAUUAGAAGAACCAAAAACUGUUCCGAAGGACGCUCUUGAAGACUCUCCAGAGGUAGCACCUGCUAUCAGAAUUCCCAAAGCUAAAGAAGAGGCCAAUGGUGACGUGUUUGAAACGUUUCUGUUUCCGUGUCAGCAUUGCGAGAGGAAGUUCACGACCAAACAGGGGCUGGAACGGCACAUGCACAUCCACAUAUCCACGGUAAACCACGCCUUCAAGUGCAAGUACUGCGGGAAGGCGUUCGGCACGCAGAUCAACAGGCGGCGGCACGAGCGGCGCCACGAGGCGGGGCUGAAGCGGAAGCCCAGCCUGACACUCCGGCCGCCGGAGGCCCCAGCCGAUGGCAAGGCGCCCGGGGACGCCGCUCCUCCGAAGGAUGACGCGCAGCCUCCCGGUCUUGGGCAAGACUCCCUGACCUUGACUUCAGAGAAGGCUUCCCAAGACACAGUAAAUUCUUCUGUUGUAGAAGAGAACGGAGAAGUGAAAGAGCUUCAUCCGUGCCAAUACUGUAAAAAGGUUUUUGGAACUCACACUAACAUGAGGCGGCAUCAGCGCAGGGUUCACGAGCGUCACCUGAUUCCUAAAGGUGUGCGGCGAAAAGGGGGUCUCCUCGAAGAGCAGCAGCCCCCAGCAGAGCAGGCCGCGCCUGCCCAGAGUGUCUACGUACCCAGCACAGAGCCAGAGGAGGAGGGGGAGGCAGACGACGUGUACAUCAUGGAUAUUUCUAGCAAUAUCUCUGAAAAUUUAAAUUACUAUAUUGAUGGUAAAAUUCAGACCAGCUGCAGCACCAGUAACUGUGACGUUAUUGAGAUGGAAUCCAGUUCGGCAGACUUGUAUGGUAUCAACUGUCUGCUCGCUCCGGUUACAGUGGAAAUAACUCAAAAUAUAAAGACCACACAGGUCCCUAUAACAGAUGAUCUUCCUAAAGAGCCUUCCAGCAGCACACACAGUGAGCCCAAGAAACGGAGGACUGCCAGUCCUCCUGUGUUGCCCAGAAUUAAAGCUGAGACCGAGUCUGAGCCCGUAGCGCCUUCGUGUUCCUUGAGUCUGCCUCUCAGCAUAUCAACCACAGAGGCCGUGUCGUUCCACAAAGAGAAAAAUGUGUAUUUGUCGUCAAAGCUCAAACAACUUCUUCAAACCCAGGAUAAACUAACUCCUCCUGCAGGGAUUUCAGCCACUGAAAUACCUAAAUUAGGUCCUGUAUGUGUGUCCACUCCUGCGUCGAUGCUACCUGUGACCUCGAGCAGGUUUAAGAGGCGGACCAGCUCUCCCCCCAGCUCUCCACAACACAGUCCUGCCCUUCGAGACUUUGGAAAGCCAGGCGAUGGGAAAGCCAUGUGGACUGAGGCAGUUCUAAGUUCCAAAAAGCCCAAAUUAGAAAGUCAUAGCAACUCACCAGCAUGGAGUUUGUCUGGGAGAGAUGAGAGAGAAACUGGGAGCCCUCCAGGCUUUGAUGAAUAUAAAGUAUCUAAAGAGUGGGCAGCUAGUUCUACUUUUAGCAAUGUAUGCAACCAACAGCCACUGGAUUUAUCCAGUGGGGUAAAACAGAAGGCUGAGGGUACGGGCAAGGCUCCGGUCCAGUGGGAAUCUGUGUUAGAUCUCAGUGUGCAUAAAAAGCCUAGUAGUGACUCUGAAGGCAAGGAAUUCAAAGAAAAUCAUUUGGUGCAACCAGCCUGCAGUGCUGUAAAGAAAAAGAAACCAACCACCUGCAUGCUACAGAAGGUCCUUCUCAAUGAAUACAAUGGCGUUGACUUACCUGUAGAAAAUGCUCCAGAUGUGACCAGGAGCCCCAGUCCUUGUAAACCCCUAGAUCCUCAGCCGGACCCUGACCUUGGUCCCGACUCUAGCUUAUCUGUCCCUCCUGGCGAGUCUUCUCCUUCGUCACCUGCCCUGCAGACAUCUUCCCUUUCUUCCGGGCAGCUGCCGCCUCUCUUGACCCCAACCAAUCCCUCUUCCCCCCAACCCUGUCCUCCUGUGUUAACUGUUGCCACUCCACCCCCUCCACUGCUUCCUACUGUACCUCUUCCAGCCCCCGCUUCCGGGGCAUCCCCUCAUCCGUGUCCCUCUCCACUCUCGAAUGCCACCGCACAGUCCCCACUUCCAAUUCUUUCCCCAACGGUGUCUCCCUCGCCAUCUCCCAUUCCUUCCGUGGAGCCCCUUAUGUCUGCUGCUUCACCGGGGCCUCCGACACUCUCUUCAUCUUCCUCCUCAUCUUCUUCGCCUUCAUUCUCUUCUUCAUCCUCCUCCUCUUCUCCUUCGCCACCUCCUCUCUCAGCAGUAUCAUCUGUGGUUUCCUCUGGGGAUAAUCUGGAAGCCUGUCUCCCCAUGAUAUCUUUUAAACAGGAGGAAUUAGAGAAUGAGGGUCUGAAAGCGAGGGAAGAAUCCCAGUCUGCCACUGCGCGGGAUAUCGUUCAGGAGACAUUCAACAAAAAUUUUGUCUGCAACGUCUGUGAAUCACCUUUUCUUUCCAUUAAAGAUCUAACCAAACAUUUAUCCAUUCAUGCCGAGGAAUGGCCCUUCAAAUGUGAAUUUUGUGUGCAGCUCUUUAAGGCUAAAACUGAUUUGUCAGAACAUCGCUUUUUGCUUCAUGGAGUUGGGAAUAUCUUUGUGUGUUCGGUUUGUAAAAAAGAAUUUGCGUUUUUGUGCAAUCUGCAGCAGCACCAGCGAGAUCUCCACCCCGAUAAAGUGUGCACACACCAUGAGUUUGAAAGUGGCACCCUGAGACCCCAGAACUUUACGGAUCCCAGCAAGGCCCACGUAGAGCAUAUGCAGAGUUUGCCAGAAGAUCCUUUAGAAACGUCUAAAGAAGAAGAGGAGCUGAACGAUUCCUCAGAAGAGCUUUACACGACCAUAAAAAUAAUGGCUUCUGGAAUAAAGACGAAAGAUCCAGAUGUUCGAUUGGGUCUCAAUCAACAUUACCCAAGCUUUAAACCUCCUCCAUUUCAGUACCAUCACCGCAACCCCCUGGGCAUUGGUGUGACGGCCACAAAUUUCACUACACACAAUAUCCCACAGACGUUUACUACCGCCAUCCGCUGCACCAAGUGUGGGAAAGGUGUGGACAACAUGCCUGAGCUGCACAAACACAUCCUGGCGUGUGCUUCCGCUAGCGACAAGAAGAGGUAUACCCCGAAGAAAAAUCCAGUCCCGCUGAAACAGACUGUGCAGCCCAGAAACGGUGUGGUGGUUUUGGACAACUCUGGGAAGAACGCCUUCAGACGAAUGGGACAGCCCAAAAGACUGAACUUCAGUGUUGAGCUCAGCAAGAUGUCCUCAAAUAAGCUCAAGUUAAAUGCGUUGAAGAAAAAAAACCAGCUUGUCCAGAAAGCCAUCCUUCAGAAAAACAAAUCUGCAAAGCAGAAAGCCGACCUAAAAAACGCUCCUGAGUCGUCCUCGCACAUCUGCCCGUACUGCAACAGAGAGUUCACGUACAUCGGGAGCCUGAACAAGCACGCCGCUUUCAGCUGUCCCAAAAAACCUCUUUCUCCUUCCAAAAAAAAAGUUUCCCAUUCAUCCAAGAAAGGAGGACACCCGUCCCCUGCAGGUAGUGACAAAACCAACAGCAGCAGCCACCGCAGACGGACAGCGGAUGCAGAGAUCAAAAUGCAGAGCAUGCAGGCGCCUUUGGGCAAGACCAGAGCUCGCAGCUCGGGCCCUGCACAGGUCCCACCGCCCUCCUCGUCCUUCAGGUCCAAGCAGAAUGUUAAAUUUGCAGCUUCGGUUAAGUCCAAAAAACCGAGCUCCUCCUUAAGGAACUCAAGCCCGAUACGAAUGGCCAAAAUGACUCACAACGAGAGCAAGAAGCCCAAAGCUGCAGCCAAGAAUCAUGCAGCUCAGCUCUCGGGCAAGACGUGUCGGAGCCUGCACGUGAGGGCACAGAAAAGCAGAGCUGUCCUACAGAGCAAAUCGGCCUCGGCCAGUAAGAAACGGACAGACAGGUUCAAUGUAAAAUCUAGAGAACGAAGUGGGGGGCCGAUCACCCGAAGCCUGCAGCUGGCAGCUGCCGCCGACCCGAGUGAGAACAGGAGGGAGGACGGCAGUGGCAAGCAGGAGCUGAAGGACUUAAGCUACAGUCUCCGCCUGGCAUCUCGAUGUCCUCCGCCAGCUGCCCCGUACAUCACCAGGCAGUGUAGGAAUGUCAAGGCCACAGCUGCAGCCCAGUUCCAGGGAUCCCUCUUCAAAGAGUAGAUGCUUCGCCUGCUCCUUGACAGCACCUGAAGUGACCUGGAAUCAGUGAAGCCAAAGGGACUGGCCUUCUGGCCUCCAGGGAGUACCGACCUAUUCCAGAUCCAUGAGCCUGCAAGAGAGAGAGAGAGUGUGUGUGUGUGUGUGUGUGUGCGUGCGUGCGUGCGCCUGUGGUCUUCAGAUGAGGGUCCCGAACCCCAGGGAGGCAGGAAGGCAGCUGAUUGCACGCCGUGGAUGACACCUGGGUGCAGCCCCCGGCCUGUGUUCUGCAGCUCAGCUUUCCUGUUGGGUUGGGGCCCCUCCUACUAUGCAAUUUUCCGAGAGCUCCUUGAUCCUGCUUUUUGCUUCUCCAGUUGUCUUUUGCCACGGCGGGGACUUGGGUCUGGUCCAGGGGUCAGCUCCAGCCCCGUCCAGGGAAGGCCUUCAGGAAGAGGCCAAGUUCCCCUUCCAGCCAGCCCCGCCCCUGCCUUCCCUUGCCCCCAGUGUCUCUGGGAAUCCGUAGUGUGUAGACACUUCGGAGCCUUGCUGAUCGUCCCCCUUGGCCCUCGCACUUGGAAGACUUCCUUCUUUGCCUGAGCAAUCUGAGCCGCUGGCUCUCGCGUUGUUUCCAGAUUUGUCAUUCUCAUCAGUCAGGCCCUGUGCGUCCAGGAGAAAGUCCUCGUCUCCGUUUAUAGAUCGGCUCCUCCCGUGGGAGAGGCAGGGGACAGGAUGCUGUGAGGGCGGUGCGGGGAGCUCUCCCGUGUGUGCUUCUUUGCCUCCCUUGGUGGGACCAUCAACACCUUUAGGGUCUGAGCUUCUCCAAUUGGCUGAAAAGGGAAACAAAGAAACAGAAAUUGGGAAAUGAAAAAUAAGCUGGAGGAUUAAAAAGCCUAGGGGGAAACAAAAGAGAUUUCCGGAGGCCAUCUAUCGCCUGCCAGGGAACGAUGGAGCUGGCUCCAUCUCUGAUGGAACAGUCCAUGUCUCGGAGAAACGGGUGAGCUGAGCUAGGAGUUUGGACCCAGUUCAGUGAGGGUCUUGGGUUUUGUGCCUUUGGGGCAGACUCUCAGACAGGAUGUCUGAGACCACUUUGGCGCUGUCUUCUCAGCUCCAUGUUGGAU